AUGAAGGUCUUCGUGGCUGCCCUCUUUCUUCUCCUCAGCCUCAGCACUGCUUCUGCUUCUGCUUCCCGCAGCCAGGCAAAAAGUCCUAUGUCGGUGAACAUUUCACCCAGCUGCUGCCUGAAGUAUGAAGAGAAAGUAUUACCAAGGAAACUGGUGGUGGGAUACAGAAAGGCCUUCAACUGUAACCUGCCAGCAAUCAUCCUCGUCACCAAAAAGAAACGAGAGAUCUGCACCAAUCCCAACAACAAAUGGGUCCAAGAUUACAUCAAGGAUCCCAACCUGCCUUUGCUACCCCCCAGGAAGUUGCCCCAGGUUAAAUCUAUCUAAUCAAAGAAAGGCCUAGCCCAGCUCCUCAACUCCUCAUGAUAGUCAAGCUUUGGUGGGAGCCCAGGUUCAGGAAAGAAAGGUGUGAUCCUAUGAAAAACGAGGGCAGCCUUACGGUCUGAAUGACAGUCACAUUCAGAGAAAUGAGCCAGUGAUCCAAAAAAUAAAAGUAUUUUGAAUAUUUUCUCAAUCUCUGAGGAAAUGCCAGAGUUAAGGGAGGUGAGCAGGCAUACAUUCUUAAUACACAGAAAAACGCCUUCCACAUCUUUCCCCUUGCUCACAAUCUCUCACCUAACACCAAUACAACAACCAUUCUAAUAAUUGCAUCCCGCUCCCAACCAGCCUGACCAUCUCUGGCCUCUGACUCAUUAAGAGCUCCACAGAAUUCUUGACUUUUCUUGUCCAUCCUUAUCCUAUUUCUAGAUCUCUUCCCCUCCUACCCUGCCCUCUAUUUUUUUUUUCUUUUAAAACAUAAUUUUUGGGAACAUUUGAAAUCUUGUGUCCCUGCAUAUGUCAUCAGUUUGGCUUUGGCUUAAAUAAACUUUUACAAAAAUUCUCAGGAAAAAAAAGGAAUAACUUUUUCUUAGCAGGCCAGGGUGAAACUAUCACAUGCUAAUGAUCUUUGUCUUUUUUUUUUUUAAGUGUCA
Myotis lucifugus (little brown bat) is the source of this 971-nucleotide messenger RNA. It is a transcript of the gene CCL16, whose product is annotated as C-C motif chemokine ligand 16. Gene Ontology annotation, biological process: neutrophil chemotaxis; positive regulation of ERK1 and ERK2 cascade; chemokine-mediated signaling pathway. Gene Ontology annotation, molecular function: chemokine activity; CCR chemokine receptor binding. The record is from RefSeq and is a predicted model, not a curated record. Bases 1 to 327 code for a protein of 108 amino acids. Gene Ontology annotation, cellular component: extracellular region. NCBI's taxonomy places the organism in Eukaryota, Metazoa, Chordata, Mammalia, Chiroptera, Vespertilionidae. The transcript is spliced from 3 exons.